AUGUCGUCCCCCCCUCGCAGUUCAUCGAUCAAGCGACCUGACCCCAGGAAUGCACACUCUCCUGUCCCCUCUGGUCCCCUCCUCCGAAGCAGAGCUAGCAAGAGUUCCCCGUCGGCUACCCCGCAGCAAUUGUUUUACUCGUUAAAGAAGGAGAUAGUCGCCACCAAUGGACCUGCCUAUUUUGAGAGAGAUGGUAUUGCGCCUGAAACAGGCCACCUGGUAGCCAGAAGUUUGUGCGAGGAUGGCGAUGUCGAACGCAAGAGCGUAACUAUUUCCUACAACCCCAUCAGCCUGGUCCUAUCGAUAAAGAUGCCCACGGUCGCGCACGAGGCUGUUCAAGAGUGGGUAAUCAGCGAAGUCAAAGUCAAGACCCUACUCACCGGCUUUUUUUCCGUCGGGGAACUGGAUAGCAUUUUCAUUCUUGGACCUAGACGUUACGAUUCUUUCCCCCCACCUUGGAACAACAUUUAUAAAGAGCCAGAUGUCGCGAUCACGUUUGCGGGGGUGCCUCUGCCCAUGAUCGCCGUCGAAGUAGGCUAUACCGAAUCGUGGCCCAAGCUUCUCCGGGACAGAGACCUCUGGAUUAUUGGGGGAGCCCCCCACGUCAACGCUGUCUUGCUGGUCAAGUGGAAUUUACGCAAAAAUAACCAUGUCGCUGGUUAUUUGGAACUUCAUCGUCCGGGUGUAGCCAAUCCGCCUCGUUUGGUGAGUAUCAAAAAAUUAUUUGAACUCUUCUGGUGA
Messenger RNA from Aspergillus bombycis, 741 nucleotides. RefSeq lists its product as uncharacterized. The transcript has 2 exons. Lineage: Eukaryota; Fungi; Ascomycota; Eurotiomycetes; Eurotiales; Aspergillaceae. The coding region runs from base 1 to 741 and encodes 246 amino acids. The record is from RefSeq and is a predicted model, not a curated record.